Messenger RNA from Megachile rotundata (alfalfa leafcutting bee), 2420 nucleotides. RefSeq names its product required for meiotic nuclear division protein 1 homolog. Lineage: Eukaryota; Metazoa; Arthropoda; Insecta; Hymenoptera; Megachilidae. The record is from RefSeq and is a predicted model, not a curated record. Gene Ontology annotation, biological process: positive regulation of mitochondrial translation.
AAAAAUCGAUAUAUUUACGUGUAGCUAACUUCAGAUUAAUUGUUUCGCAGCUACCUUCAAGCAACUAAUAUAUCGAACUUUAUUCGAACUUAUAUGCGAAAGAGAUAAAAAUUUUAGCAAAUGACGUCAAUUAUUUGAUAAAGGGAAGAAUUAUGGAUUUAAACCUACAUUUACCUACUUCUAAAAAAGAACUAGAAGAGUUAAUGGAAAAGGCGAAGGAUUGGGCACUCAUGCAUGGGAUGUGUAUGAAAUCAAAACAAAACUUUAAUAAAAACGUUUUGCAAUUUGCACCAUUUAUCCUGGUACCUUCUCCAUUUCCUAGAAAAGAAUUUGAAAAUGCUUGUACAAUGCAAACAACAUUAAACAUAUUAAUACAUAGAGUUGCUCAGGAUUACAACUUUUUGAAAGAAACUUUAGAAGAAACAAUAAAGGUUGACAAUUUUACUAAAGAAUUAUUUGACAUUUGCACAACUGUUCAUAAGGAAGGAGGGUCAGCACAAAAAAUAUCUCUUUGUGUACUACGUUCAGAUUUAAUGUUGGAUACAACUUGUCCAAAAGAGGAUAUGAACAAAAAAUGUAUUCCAUACUGUUGUUGGAAACAAGUUGAGAUAAAUACAAUUGCUUCUGGGUUUGGAUGGUUAGGUCCCGUAUCAACAGAAUUACAUAAAUUUGUAUUAGAGGAACUUGGUUGUUAUGAAAAAAUAAAAAAUCUUCCUGAGAACAAUGCAUUACAAAUUAUAUGUUCAAGCAUGAUUGAAGCAUGGAAGAUGUAUGGAAAUCAAGAAGCAGUAAUUUUAUUUGUUGUUGAAGACAUUACAUAUAAUAUAUGCGAUCAACGUUUUCAUGAAUUUGAAAUUAGGAAACAGAAUCCAAAUGUUAAAGUUAUCCGCAGAAAUUUAACACAAUUAGCAGCAUCUGCUAAAUUGGGUCUUAAAAAGGAAUUGAUAGUAGAUGAUUAUAUUGUGUCAGUAGUGUAUUACAGAUGUGGUUAUGAACCCGGACAAUAUCAUACACGAAAAGAAUGGGAUGUAAGAUUAUUAAUAGAAAGAUCUUUAGCAAUUAAAUGUCCUACUAUUCAGUAUCAUUUAGCUGGAACUAAAAAGGUUCAACAGGCUCUUGCAAAGCCAGGUGUUAUUAACAAAUUUCUAGAAAAUGAAAAGAUAUGUGCAGAAAUUAAAGAAAUAUUCACUGCUUUACCAGAUGUCAUACAUGCAGUGGCAAAGUAUCAAGUAGAACAUGAACCGAGAGAAAUCUUUUUUUUUCGAGAAGGUACUGUAGUGAUGUGGAAUAUUUCUGAUCUUGAAAGUGAGAAUAUUUUAAACUUUUUAAAACAAUAUGAAGAGAAUUGUUAUAUGGCAACUAUUGUACAAUCUGAAAGUGAAAUGAUGUGUUACAGCUAUGCUGAUAAUGGAAAACAAAGUCGUAUAAAAGAUGGUAAUAUAGUGUUAGGUUCAAAUGCAACAAAUUUAGAUAAAUUCACAUUUUCAAAUGCAAUGGCUCAGUCAGUGAAAUUAGGUAUAUGGGAAGCAUCUUUAGACAUUUACAUAAAUUCUAUAGAAUUUGUUACUGAAGAUUUAAAAGCUGGUAGGAAGUUGCAAUUAACUCGGCAGGAAGUAUUAAAAAAACAAGGAGAAUUAUUUGCUUUGAGACACUUGAUCAAUUUAAGUUCAGACUUGUUAGAUGUACCUGAUUUCUAUUGGGAGAGAGAUGAUCUGGAACAGCUUUAUCAACAAAUUUGUUCAUAUUUUAAUAUUGCAAAACGUACAAGAGUAAUAAAUGAAAAAUUAAAUCAUUGCGUAGAACUUGUGAGUAUUUUAUCGGCGCAUUUAAGCGAUCGUCAUCAUAUUCGGCUAGAGUGGAUGAUUAUUGUUCUUAUCAUGGUUGAAGUUGUUUUUGAAACAUUACAUUAUAUGGAUAGAUAUUUUUCAUAGUGUACAUUUAAAAUAGUAUGUAACAUAAUGAUAAACUAAAGGUAUGUGACAAUAAUUUGUACAUUAUAAUUAAAAACUGCAAAUCUUAGGUUUUUUAUUUUUGAUAUUUUUUAUUUGUUCAUUAGUUAAUUCUCGUUGAUGUUUUCAAAUAAAUUGUUAUGUAAGUUAGACUAAAUUAUUCUGUUAAUGCUGCAAAUUAGUACAUUUUCAUAUCAAAUAUGACAUUAAUGGAUUAAUUAAUUCUGAUCUUCAACAUUUAUAAAAAAUUUAAACGACAUUAGCGACUGCGAAAUGCAACACGUCAAUAGUUGCAAUGUAGUACAAGGACACUCGCUUACCGCAAGACGUUAUUUCCGCUUAUAUUUGCGCUUAUUGACAUAUAAUUAAAACGAGCUUCAAGAAUUUAUGCAAAUUGUUUAUCAUUAUGACAAUUAAUAUCUUUCUUUCAUUUGUAUCAAAAUUUUGUUAAUAAAAAGUUCCAAAACUUUA